AUGAGUGUGGCCGUCCCCGAAGCAACAACUGAGAAGGCAGGAUCCAUCCAGGCAAUAGACAGAGGAUCGGUUCAUCGUAUAUGUUCAGGACAAGUCGUUCUUACGCUGGCCAUUGCUGUCAAGGAACUGGUUGAGAACAGUGUAGAUGCUAGAGCAACAAGUGUUGAGGUGAAACUGAAGGAGUAUGGCAGUGAAAGUAUUGAGGUCAGUGAUAACGGAACAGGAGUGGAGGAGAAGAACUUUGAGGGACUCACCUUAAAGCACCACACGUCUAAGCUGCAGGACUUCGGGGACUUGGUUGGAGUGGAGACAUUUGGUUUUAGAGGGGAGGCUUUGAGCUCUCUCUGUGCUUUAAGCAAAUUAUGUGUUGUUACCCGUCAUGAGGAUGCAAGUGUUGGGACAAGACUAGAGUUUGAUCAUCAUGGGAAGAUCUGCAGCAGGGCACCAUGCCCUAGACAGAAAGGAAUGACCGUGAUUCUACAAAACCUGUUCUCGACACUGCCAGUGCGACAUCGAGAGUUUCAGCGAAGUCUGAAGAAGGAGUUUGCCAAGAUGAUCCAGGUUCUCAAUGCCUACUGUCUGGUGACGACCGGGGUCAGGAUAUCCUGUACCAACCAGGCUGGGAAAGGGAGCCUGGACAACGCUACUAACGUCAGCUCAGCCUUAGACGUCCCUGAAGGAGCCGCUAAGAAUUCUCCACGCAGAAGCAGAUCGAAGCGUUCUCCAGAACCCUACAGACGUCGUAGAUACGGGUCAUCAUCACCAUCGGACUCAGACGCACAUCGGAACCUGCACGCAGGCACUCCACAUCUUACAGAGGGGAAACUACGCCUAAGAAUCAACCUUCACGAAGGCCUAGAGAGAGAUCUCAAGACUCCAGGAAGGAUACACGAUCACAUCGAUCGCUCACCUGCGCACAGCAGUUCGCCAUACAGAUCUUCAUACAGAGACUCACACGCCGUCGUGGAUCGUCAGAGCGGGAGAUGUCUAAAUCAGAGGAAGAAGGUGAAGUCAUAUUCUCCGAUACGGAAGUAA
Molecule: messenger RNA, 1035 nt
Organism: Haliotis rubra (blacklip abalone)
Lineage: Eukaryota; Metazoa; Mollusca; Gastropoda; Lepetellida; Haliotidae
Product: mismatch repair endonuclease PMS2-like
Exons: 7
Coding region: 1-1035 (344 amino acids)
Biological process (GO): mismatch repair
Cellular component (GO): MutLalpha complex
Molecular function (GO): ATP-dependent DNA damage sensor activity; ATP hydrolysis activity; mismatched DNA binding
Source: RefSeq, a predicted model, not a curated record